GUAGCAGUGAAGGGCUGAACACAGAAAACAAGUGUUUCUGUUGUCAGUAGCAGUGACAGACUUUCAGCACUCAGUGUGAGGAUGGGGCUCACUGUGCUCAGUGUGCUGUCCUUAUUCCUGCUGAAUAUUACCCUCUGCUGUGGAGACGCUCAAGAUGCUGAGCUGAGUCUUAAACCAAACGUGUCCCAUUUAUUUGCUGGAGAGUCUGUAACCUUCAUCUGUGACAUGAGAGAGGGAAAUGCCACUGACUGGCUUUACAAAUUCAACUGGAAUGAUCAAGAAAUGAUCCACUUCAGUAAAAGUAGCUCCUACUCACUUUACCUGACAGCAGAGCUGAGUGGGAAUUAUCAAUGUAUUGGUCGCCGCAAUGGCUCAACAACUUUUACAAAACAGAGUAAUAACCUGACUCUGUCCAUAUCAGCACUCGGACCCACGGCGACUAUAACAGCAGACAAGACAACUAUUCCAGUGGGGGGCUCGGUGACACUGACCUGCUCUGUUCAGGGCUCUGCUGGUUGGACGUAUGAUUGGUUCAGACAAAUCCCAGAUUCUCAUGAAGUAGCAAAUAAUACGAACACUUCAAAACUGCAAAACUUUAUUCGUGUCUCAGACGAAGGCAUCUAUCAGUGCAGAGGAAGAAGAGGAAACCCAGGUUUCUUCACAAACCUCAGCAAAGUGUAUCACAUUCAGAAAACAUUGUCCAACAGGGCCUUUGUGACUCUGCAACAGAACUGGACUCAGAUAUUCAGCGGUGAGAUGAUCACCAUCAAAUGUGAGAUCCAAGGAGGAGAAAACACUGAGUGGCAGUAUGAAUGGAGAACAACAAGCUCAAAAACACCUCCCACACACAGUGAAUACAACAUCAGCAGGGCUUCAUUUUCCUACAACGGGCAAUAUUGGUGUAAGGGUAGAAGAGACGUGUUCUUCUCAACAGCUUGGAGUGAUGCUUUUACACUAAAAGUCUCAAACAAACCCAGACCCACAAUUACUGCUGAUAGGAGAACAAUACCAGCUGGAGGCAAUGCAACACUCAGCUGCUCUGUGGGGAGCUACAAUGAGUGGAAAUACUUCUGGUUCAGACGUGCCUCAGUCUUUACAGAAAUUCAGGUGAUUAGAAACAAAGAACCAGAUCAAAUGAUCACUGUCACACAGGGAGGUAUCUACUACUGCAAGGGAGGGAGAGGAAACCCCGUUUUCUUCACAGAGGACAGUGAUCCAAUCACUAUUGAAAAAAGAGUUUCCAACAAAGCAGUUGUGUCCCUGGAGCCCAGCUGGCCUCUGAUAUUCAGUGGCGAGAAGAUCACUGUUAGAUGUCAGAUUUCUUUAGGUGGAAGCACUGAGUGGGAGUAUGAGUGGAGCAAACCCGACUCAAGCACAGUUCUGGAAAAUAAUGCAUACCUAAAUCUUAAUGCAUCUGUGAUCAGCAGUGGAAGCUACAGGUGUAUGGGUAAAAACAAACAGGAGCUGUUCUCUGUGACAGAGUGGAGUGAUGUCAUCACACUGACAGUCUCUGGAAACAGACCAAAGUCCAGCAUCAGUGCUGACAGUAGAGUCUUUCCAGAAGGUGAUACAGUCACCCUGACCUGCUCUGUGACACCAUCUACUCCUGGUUGGAGUUACUACUGGUACAGAGGCAAGAAAACCUCAGAACCACUGACGAUGGCAGAAGUUGUUCUCCACUCUGAUGGACAAAUCGGUGUAUCACAGGAAGGAGACUAUUGGUGCAGAGGAGGACGAGGCAACCCAGUUUACUACACAGACUACAGUGAUGUGAUCAGUAUUAAACAAACUGUUAGAAACAGGCCUGCUGUGACUCUGCAUCCAAACUGGCCUGAGGUAUACAGCGGAGAGACAAUCACUUUGAAAUGUGAGAUCCCAGGAGAAGACACUGAGUGGGAUUAUGAGUGGGCAACAAGCAGCUCACAUCAACCUCCAAACCAAAAUGAAUACAAGAUUAACUCUGUUUCUACAUCACACCAUGGGCACUACUGGUGUAAGGGCAGGAUGAGAAGUGCACAACAGAAUUCAACAAUGUGGAGUGCAUCCUUUCAACUAAAGAUAGUUUAUGAUAAACCCCGUCCUGUCCUCACUGUGUCUCCAUCAUGGCUGAGUCCUGGAGCCUCAGUAACUCUGAAGUGUGAGGUUGAACAUCCGUCUGCAGGAUGGAGCUUCUACUGGUAUAAAGCUGUUAGAUGGGAAUCAGGCAUGAAUCACCCCUAUGACUAUGACUCCUACGACUUUGGCCACUUUGACGAUGACAGAGACUGGAUUCAUUAUAAUAGAAUUAAUCAUGUCUACAAGUAUGAAUUAUUACCUGGAAGCAUCAGUGGGACUGCACAGGACUCCUACAUCAUUCAUGGACAGACACACACAGCAGGAUAUGUGUGCAGAGCUGGAAGAGGAGACCCAGAGUAUCACACUGAUCACAGUCAACCAAAGUUUGUCUGGUCUGCAGAUUUAAAUUCAGCAGCCUCUCUCACAGUCAGCCCUAACAGUGUGCAGCACUUCAUCUUUGAUUCAGUAACUCUGAAUUGUUCUGGAAACUCUUCUCAGUGGAGAGUGAUGAUAUUUACUCAGCACGGCUACCUGAGAAAACUCCUGGAAUGUGGAAACUGGGGGAUAAUGACCGAAUCCACAUGCAACAUAUAUCUUCUCCGGUACUACUGGUACCAAGAUCCUGUGUACUGGUGUGAGUCUGAAUCAGGACAGUUCAGCAAUGGAAUCAACAUCACUGCACAUUAUACUGGUGUGAUCCUGGUGAGCCCUGUCCAUCCAGUCAAUGAGGGGGACUCUGUUGCUCUUGGCUGCAAGUUGAGGACAGGAAACUUAAAUUCCACUGUUGCAUUCUACAAAAAUGGGAAACUAAUUCAAAAUGAUGACCGAGAAAAGCUAAAUAUCCCUGCAGUGUCAAAGUUUGAUGAAGGCUUCUACAAGUGUGAAUAUUCAGGACAUGAGUCACCAGAAAGUUGGAUGUCAGUAAAAGCAUCCAGAUCUUCACUUUCUGUCUCUCUAAUCAUGGGGCUGGUUAGUGGUAUCUCACUGAUUCUCCUGCUGUUCCUGCUGCUCUGUUGUUGGCACAAAAAACCAAAGGGUACACUUUGUAUCAGACCAGCCCAGUCUCAGGAAACCAGUCAGACUGCUGCUACAGUUCAAACUAUGAGCCAGGAUGAAAAUCAGCAGCAAAUAUAUUCCUCUCUUCUUCACGGUGACAUGAAUGUCUAUGAGUCAUGUAGACCUUCUGAAAACACUGGUGGACGGACAGACGACUACAGAAAUAUCUCUCUUCAGCUCAGAAGUGCUGGACAGAGGAGAAAGCGUGAUGAUCCAGAGGAAACCUCUGACUACCAUAAUGUAGAUCCAAACUCAGCUACAGGUCCCUAAAGAGAGGCACAGCAUCAACAAAACAAGAGAAGGUCGACAGCAACAUGAAAAAACAAACUAAAACAUAAAAAAACAUUAAUUCUUAAACUUUUAAACAUCAACAUUUUUACAGCUGCUGUAUAUUAAUGAUCCUGUGGGCAAAAGUUGUUAAAGCUAGGUUAAGAAGAGAGGUGACAGUCAGUGAUAUGGCAGCAUAUGGUUUCAUGCUGAGAAAGAAGUAUAAGGAAGGUCAGAGGGAGCUUCACUGUGUCUUUGUGGAUCUAGAAAAAGGAUAUGGUGCCAAGAGUGUGGGGUACUGCAUGAGGAUGUCAGGAGUAGCAGAGAAGUAUGUGAAGGUGGUGCAGGACAUGUAUGAGGACAGUGAGACAGCAGUGAGGUGUGUGGUUGUAACUUAACAGUUCAAGCUGGGGGUGAGAUUACAUCAGGAAUCAGCUCUGAGCCCCUUCUUGUUUGCAGGGGUGAUGGACAAGAUGACAGAUGAGGUCAUGCAGGAGUCUCUGUGGAUUAUGGUGUUUGCAAACAACAUUGUGAUGUGUAGUGAGAGUAGGGAGCAGGUGGAAGAGAGGCUGGAGAGGAGGACGCAUGCAGAGAAGAGGAAUGACAUUCAGUAGAAGCAAGACAGAACACAUGUGUAUGAAUAGGAGACAGUUUAACAGUGAAGCUGCACAAGGAGUAGAGGAAGUGAAGGUGGAUAAGUUUAACUGAGAGCUCCAAAGAGAGCGAGGAAGGCCAAAGAUAAGAGUCACAGAUGUGGUGAAGUGGACAGUGCACGAGAGGUGAAGAAGAGAGUGCAGCAAGGGUGGAGAUUAGUGUCAGGGGUGAUUUGUGACAUAAGGACAGCAGUGAGAUUGAUAGGGAAGGUUUGCAAGACUGCACGACUAUUUAUUUAUAAAUGAUCAAUUAAUAAAUGUUGAUCGUUUGGUUGUACCUCAUGUUACUUUUCUUAUCAGUUGUUUGUUUUCUUGCCAGCUUUUGCAUAAUUGUGUAAAUGUUCACAGUAUGAUUCAGAGUUUAAUAUCAAACUAAAGGGAAAUUACCAAGACACUUCCAACUCUAACAAUACUAAGCUCCUAAGUAUCGUAAUUGUACUGGUGACCAUGUCUCAUGAUCACCAGUAUAAACAUGCUCAUGAGUAUCAUGAUGAGUAAUUCUGUGUGUAAAUAUAUAAGAAACAUAUAAACAUUGGGAAGUUUGAAUUUUGUAGAAGUGUUUUAAUAUGAAUAUAUUGUAUAUAAUUAUAAAGUGUAUUAAGUAGUUUUUCUGU
Molecule: messenger RNA, 4645 nt
Organism: Oreochromis niloticus (Nile tilapia)
Lineage: Eukaryota; Metazoa; Chordata; Actinopteri; Cichliformes; Cichlidae
Exons: 20
Coding region: 82-3381 (1099 amino acids)
Biological process (GO): immune response; cell surface receptor signaling pathway
Cellular component (GO): external side of plasma membrane
Molecular function (GO): transmembrane signaling receptor activity
Source: RefSeq, a predicted model, not a curated record